Messenger RNA from Castor canadensis (American beaver), 594 nucleotides. The record is from RefSeq and is a predicted model, not a curated record. Lineage: Eukaryota; Metazoa; Chordata; Mammalia; Rodentia; Castoridae.
AUGCUAAGCUUGAAAGUCAGUAUGUUCACGUUGGUUGAUGCCCCUGGCCCACAUCGCUUAGAGUACGAAGUGCCACAGUCAGUAGAGCAUCCUAAGUGGAACUGGCGGACUAAACCAGAAAGCCGUGAUUUUGAUGAAUUGAACCACAUCCUUCAAGAGAGCAAGAAGCUGGGGAAAGCCCUUGAAAAUCUUUCUCGAAGUAUUGCAAUUUCAGAUGAACUUGAUAAGGAAACAGUCUCUUUUAAUUCUCUUCUGAGGCCCCGUGUGAUUGGAGAAUGGAUUGGUAGAGAAGAAAAUGAUGCUGAUCCUCUAGCUGCUGAAAUGCUGCAGCCCCCAGUUCCAAGAAAUAAAAAUGACCAAUGGGAAAGUGAAGACAGUGGCUCUAGCCCUGCAGGAAGCUUAAAGAUGGAGCCCAAAACUAAAGGAUUAAAACAGCAGCAGCAGCAACAUAAGAAACUUUUGGCAGCGAUGCUUUCUCAGGAUUCCUUUGAGUCCAUCCACAGCCCGACACCAUCUGUAACAGAAGAAGAUAUUGAUAACGAAGAUGAUGCAAUGGAAUUGCUGGAUGAAGUAUUUUCUGUAACAUUCUUUUAA